Oncorhynchus mykiss (rainbow trout) is the source of this 704-nucleotide messenger RNA. RefSeq names its product ornithine decarboxylase antizyme 1a. Gene Ontology annotation, molecular function: ornithine decarboxylase inhibitor activity. The record is from RefSeq and is marked reviewed. Lineage: Eukaryota; Metazoa; Chordata; Actinopteri; Salmoniformes; Salmonidae. Gene Ontology annotation, cellular component: nucleus; cytoplasm. Gene Ontology annotation, biological process: positive regulation of protein catabolic process.
AGAAGCAAAAGGGAUCUGCAGUCUUGGACGUUGUUGGCCUUAUGGUUAAAUCCAACCUUCAGACGAUAUUAAAUAGCCACUGUUUUGUCAGAGAAAAAGAGAAAACCACAUCCACAAUGCCAGUUAACGAACUGCCCGGUAAUAACCCCGAGAGUGAAAGUCAGAGGCGGUGUUCCCGCUGUUGCAGUAACCCCUGUCCGGGGCCUCUGUGGUGUUCCUGAUGCCCCUCGCCCACCCCUGAAGAUCCCAGGUGGGCGAGGAAAUGACCAGCGGGAUCGCAGUCUUUCAGCUAAGCUAUUCUACUCUGAUGCUCGGUUACUGGUUCUUGAGGAGCCUCCACCCAUCAACGGCAGAGUGCGUUUCCUGCUCUUUGAGCCCCGUCGCUCAGUGGGCAAGCACUGUGUCUGGAGGGGGGCGCUGAAAGGGAGGAACAUCUACAUCGAGAUCCCCCCUGGAGCUCUGCCUGAGGGCAGCAAAGACAGUUUCGCUCUCCUGCUGGAGUUUGCGGAAGAGAAGCUGCAAGUUGACCAUGUCUUCAUCUGCUUCCAUAAGAACCGAGACGACAGAGCAUCUCUGCUGCGUACCUUCAGCUUCCUGGGCUUUGAGAUUGUGAGACCAGGUCAUCCCCUCGUCCCUACCCGUCCCGACGCUUUCUUCAUGGCUUACAGCAUCGAACGAGACUCCUCUGACGACGAAUAACUGAU